CCGGCUUCCCCGGUCACCUACGGCGGCUGGCCUUCUUUGUAGCCUUGGCACCGUAGAGGUGGAGGAGCUACAUUGGUCGCAUCCGCUCUCCCUCUGUCCCCUUGCCCACCUGCCCUACUUUUGUAUUUGAUCUGUUUUGAUGUAGGACUUCAAAGCACAGCAAUGGGGGGGCGGAGCCUGCGGAGCAGGGAGCAGCGCGCGUGCGCACAACAGACGCCGCGCGCCGGAAGAGCACUUCUAGUCCUGGCUGCGCGGUGAAAGCGCUUGGGUCCGGGAGGGCUGGGGUGGCGGCGCCGGAGGUCGCCAUGGCUACCGAUUCCGAAGCCGCGGAGCCGGCGGUGCCUUCGCUCGUGGAUCGGUACUUCACUCGCUGGUACAAAGCAGAUGUCAAAGGAAAAUCUUGUGAGGAUCACUGUAUACUACAGCACUCUAACCGAAUAUGUGUCAUCACAUUGGCAGAAUCUCAUCCAGUUCUUCAAAGUGGAAAAACAAUUAAAAGCAUUUCCUAUCAGAUCAGUACCAACUGUAGCAGACUUCAGAACAAGGUCUCUGGGAAAUUUAAGCGGGGGGCACAGUUUCUAACAGAACUUGCACCUCUCUGUAAGAUUUACUGCUCAGAUGGUGAAGAAUAUACUGUAUCUAGUUGUGUUAGAGGACGUUUGAUGGAAGUGAAUGAAAACAUUCUCCAUAAGCCAUCUAUUCUUCAAGAAAAGCCAUCUACCGAAGGCUACAUUGCAGUUGUGUUACCGAAAUUUGAAGAAAGUAAAAGUAUAACAGAAGGGUUACUGACACAAAAACAAUAUGAAGAAGUCAUGGUGAAACGCAUUAAUGCCACAACAGCUACGUCAUGAGGAUUGACAUGGAGCAAAAAGCAAGGCGGGAUUCUUGUUACCUGGCCUAAACCAUCUGUGCACUAAAGGAAAAGAAGCAGUAUAUGCAAAGCAUGCCUAACCGCCAGCCGUAUGCAGGGGAGGCCUAGUGCUUCACUUAACUUCAUUUUCUCUCUCUGUCUUGCAUAAUGAGCCUUGAUUCCCAUUUGCCUUCAGCCUGCCAGAUCUGGCUGCCUGUGUACUCAUGCUGUUCUCUUGCAUCUAACAACUGGCAUGCAAGGGUUUUUUUCUGAUUAAAAACAAACAAACAAAGCUCUUUGAAGAAAAUUUAGAAAAUACAGAGAAGUUUUAAGUAGCCAAGUAAAAAUAAUUUACCCAUCAUCCCAUAAUCCCAAAGUAAAUACAUCUGACCCUUGAACAACAUGGGAUUGAACUGCAAGGGUCCACUUUUACAUGGAUUGUUUUUAACUAUAAACGAAUCAAAAAUAUAUCGUUAACAAACAAGAAACUCUCUUACAGAGCAGCUUCAUAUACUCAGGUUCUGAAGGGCCAACUGCAGGACUUGAGUUAUGUGCAGAUUUGGGUAUAUGUGGAAGGUCCUGGAACCAAUCCCCUAUGUAAACCAAGGGAUAACUAUACUGCAUUUUAACUUACUUCUGUUUGAACAUUAUGAUAGAGUUAUUGCUUUUGCCUCACUUGCCUAUCAGUUUGAAGUUUAAAAAAACCUAAUCCACCCUUCUUACCCAAUCUGCUAUAAUGUGUCUACCAAAAAGCCUAGUCCUAGCCCAUCUGCCUCAGCUCUUCUCCCUUUUAGGUUAUAGGGAAGAGACUGGAGUGUAGAGUAUAUUAUAUCUUCUGUCCCCCUUAUGCCAGCAAGAUGGCCUUCGCCUCUGAAACAAAGUAAAACUGUAACACUAUGACUUCUUAAAUGAAGGAUAUGUGAAGAGGCUAUGAAAAAUACAAAGGCUUUUCUAGGAAAUGUGUUAUAAUAUAGUGGAAAGCUAAUUCUUGAAAUAUGCACAACGUAGUCACUCAGUCUCAAUACUCUACCAGCUAAGAAGUUACUGAGAAUAUGUCAUUCAAAGGCAUAGAAGCAUAGAAGGCUCUGAGUGGAACAAAUGCUUUCACAUCAUUUAAGCUAAAAAAAAAAAAAACUAUGAAUUUAUAGUUUAAGGUUGAUUUACACUGAAUUUCAAAUAAAAGGACUAUAAAACCUAUUUUUCUGUAAGGGCUGUAACAUAUUUCAAUAUCCCUGUUUUUUUAGUAAAAUACAUUUUUAUAUAGAAGAAA
Messenger RNA from Saimiri boliviensis boliviensis (Bolivian squirrel monkey), 2120 nucleotides. RefSeq names its product actin binding transcription modulator (gene ABITRAM). The record is from RefSeq and is a predicted model, not a curated record. Gene Ontology annotation, cellular component: filopodium tip; lamellipodium; nucleus. Gene Ontology annotation, biological process: regulation of actin filament polymerization; dendrite morphogenesis; regulation of filopodium assembly. Gene Ontology annotation, molecular function: actin monomer binding; actin filament binding. Lineage: Eukaryota; Metazoa; Chordata; Mammalia; Primates; Cebidae.